AUGCAUAACUCAGACGUGAUCUGCUUUGUUGUAGGAAGUUUCUUAUGGCUCCCCCAUGUGAGAGGUGAGGAAGGCUGCCUUAACACUGAACUCUGUUCAGGUACAGAAUGGGACCGUCUGUGGUAUAUCUGGCUGGUGCUGGUGGUCGGGGGGCUCCUGCUCCUGUGUGGCCUGGUCUCUGUCUGUAUGAGGUGCUGCUUCCAGUGCCAUCAGACAGGGGAUGAGGCAAGCCCCCAGCCCUACGAGGUCACCGUCAUUGCGUUUGACCAUGACAGCACCCUCCAGAGCACCAUCACUUCUCUCCACUCAGUGUUUGGGCCUGCUGCCAGGAGGAUAUUAGCUGUGGCACACUCCCACAACGCUGCCCAAGGAACCCCUCCCCUCUCUGCAUCAGACACCCCUCCAGUGUACGAAGAAGCUCUGCACAUGAGCAGGUUCACCGUGGCCAAGGCGGGGCAGAAGGUGCCAGACCUGGAUCCAGUGCCAGAGGAAAAGCCACAGGCGCCCACCGAGGGCAAGGACACCCAGCCAGACCUCCCAGGACACUGA
Molecule: messenger RNA, 549 nt
Organism: Onychostruthus taczanowskii (white-rumped snowfinch)
Lineage: Eukaryota; Metazoa; Chordata; Aves; Passeriformes; Passeridae
Gene: TMEM52B
Product: transmembrane protein 52B
Exons: 5
Coding region: 1-549 (182 amino acids)
Source: RefSeq, a predicted model, not a curated record